AUGGAAGCAGCGGCAGCUCCUGCCCCCUGCUGGAGCGGGGGAAGUGGCAGGGCCCGGAGGCUGCGUCGCUGCUCGCGGCGGGACCGCGAGAGCCGCCGGAGCCAACGUCGGGGGGGACGCCCAGGGGAGCCCGCCCACCGGGGCAUCCUCUCCUCCUCCUCAGACUCAGAGAGCGAAGGUCCCGCCCCGCCGGCCCCUGUGGCGCCCGGUAAGCCCCGGCGCCGGCCCUUGCGCCGGAGGACGAGGCCAUCAGGCUCCUCCUGCAGCCAUGAGGAGGAGGAGGAGGAGGAAGAGGAUCUGAUUGACGGCUUCGCCAUUGCUAGUUUCAUCAGUCUGGAGGCACUGGAGAAGGACACGACACUGAGGACCCCCGAGCGGCUGGAGCAUCGGCUGAAGCACUCGGGGAAGCGGAAGCGGGACGAGGGGAGCGGCUCAGAGGAGGAGGAGGGCCGUGAUGAGAGCUCAGAGAAGGGGUGUGGGCGGCAUGCGGGGGAGCGGGCGCUGAGGAGACGCAGCAAGAGGAGGAGGAAAGAGGCCUCCCUCCGCUCCUACUUGGAAACAGGAUACAUAUGCGACAUGGAGAGUGACCCAGGGGAGCAGGCCUCCAAUGAUGACCUGGAUCAAUCGUUCACUGUUUCAACCAACAAAGCCUCGGGCCCAGUUGGUGCCGUGAACGGGAGCUGUGCAGCCAAACUCUCUGUGAUCCCCAAGGUCUCAGGGCUGGAGCGGAGCCAGGAGCGGAGCCACGAGGCCGACGGGGACCCCCUGCUAGUGCCUUUCCUGCCCAAGGACCCCCUUUCUCAGGCAGCCCUAGCCCUCCCUGUGGCCCCGGCCCGGCCCCCUACUCCUCCAGCCCCGCCGCCCUCCCGGACACCCAACCCGGCUGCUGCCCGCACCACGCCCCAGCCCCGGGGCCAGCCGCCAGCGCCGCAGGGGGGCCAGGCACCCCACGGCCUGCCCCAGCCCACUGUGCAUGGGAAGGGAGCGCCCUUCGCCAGCCCCACGCCGCCGGGGCCCUAUGGAGCAGGGCUGGACCUCAGCAUCGCCGGGUGCAGCCGGAGCAGCGCACACGCCAAGCCCCUGCUGCCCCCGUGCUCCUCCUCCUCGCAGCUUCCUCCCCGCCCCUCCACCCCCUCGCUGGCCCUGCCCCCCCACGUCUUCCCUUCCACCCUGCGCCCCCCCACCCACCAUCACCCACCCCUCUUCCCCCCCUCUCCGGGCCUGCCCCCACCACCCCCUCUGCUCCAGGUCGCCGGGCACCCGGCCGCAGCCGCAGCCUUAACCGAACAAGAGCUGAUCCGGCAGGGCCUGAGCUCACGGUUCCUGACGGCACAGGGCGGGGCCGACAUGGGGGCAGCCGCCAUCCGCCCGCUGGCCUUCCAGUUCCACCAGCACAACCACCAGCACCAGCACACCCACCAGCACACGCACCAGCACUUCACCCCCUUCCCGCCGGGCAUGAUGCCCGCCCCCGCCAUGUUUGAGAAAUACCCAGGCAAGAUUGAUGGGCUUCUGAGGCAUAAUUUCUAUGCCACGUUCCCUCCCGUGUCUGGGAUCCAACCUGUCCUGCCCCCUGCUGUUUCCUUUGGCUCCCUGCAGGGGGCUUUUCAGCCUAAGAGCACUAACCCAGAGCUGCCAUCGCGGCUGGGAGCUGUCGCCCCCUCUUUGUCCCAGAAAGGGGGUCAGCUCACAGACCAUUUCAGACCCUCCCUGAGGAAGCCUGGCAAAUGGUGCUCCAUGCACGUCCGCGUGGCCUACAUGAUCCUGCGGCACCAGGAGAAGAUGAAGCUGAUGCAGGGUGAUCCCCACAAGCUGGAUUUCCGGAACGACUUGAUCACCUGCCUUCCUGGCACAGGGACCUUUGGAAGCCUCGCUCAUGGCCAAGAGCUCACGCGCCCAGCCACGCUUUUUACCCCCGCAGGCGCCGUCCAGGCAAGCUCUGGUGCCUCCUUUGGGCCUCCCAGCGCGCCACAUAGCUCUUUCCUGGGCCCCAGCGCACACAUUGAUCCCUUCAGCCGCCCCACCAGCUUCCCCAUGGCACUCUCCAACGGGGCCUUCGGGGGCCUGGGGAACCCCGCCUUCAACUCCAGCUCCAUGUUCGGGCAGAAGGACAGCCCCGGGGCCCAGGCCUACGGCAGCCCCCACGACCCAUGGAACCGGCUGCACCGCACGCCCCCCUCCUUCCCCACUGCCCCCGCCUGGCCCAAAGGGGGUGCCGGUGAUGCAGCUGAGCGCGGGCCGGCCCAGCACGACAAGGAGCCGGACAAGCGGGAGGUGCCUGCCAUAAAGGACGAGAAGGACAGGGACACCCUCUUCUCCAGGCCCCCCCCUCGUGCCUCGCCGGCGCCCCUCCCCACUAAGCACCCCGCCUCCCUGGGGCUGGAAGACGGCCCCAUGCGGGCACACAGCGAGCCAGGCCGGGAGCAGCGUUACGGCAGCCCAGUGGGGGGCCGAGCCUCACGCUCACCCUACCCUGACCCUGUCCUCAAGAAGGAAGUGAAGGUGAAGGAGGAGCCGGAGCUGGGUGUCCUGGAGGGGGCACUACGGGCGGGCGGGCCCUUUCCCGGGGCUCUGCAUGUCCCCCACUCGCUGGGGCCACUGGCCGUCUUCGAGCGGCCACCGUACCUGGUGGCUGGGCCGGCCCCUGGAUCCCCCUAUGCCACCCUCGAGGCCUGGCGGGAGCCCUACGCCCUGCCCCGCUACCUGGAGCGUGAGCUGCCCGAGGACUACGAGCGCGCCCGGCUCUAUGGGCUGGGGCCGCACCCCCCGGGGCUGCUGACCUACCCCCGCCAUGCCGCGCUGCUGGCCAAAGCCCCACCCCCAGAGGGGUUGCUUGGUGCCCCUCCGCCCCUCAUCCCUGCCGUGCCCGGCGCCCGGCCCAGUUCCCCCCGCCGUGCCCCGGACCUCAGAGAGCUCACCACCGCCUACAAGGACCGGGACUCCAGAUAA
This is a messenger RNA of Emys orbicularis (European pond turtle), 2949 nucleotides long. It is a transcript of the gene FBRS, whose product is annotated as fibrosin. The transcript is spliced from 18 exons. NCBI's taxonomy places the organism in Eukaryota, Metazoa, Chordata, Testudines, Emydidae. Bases 1 to 2949 code for a protein of 982 amino acids. The record is from RefSeq and is a predicted model, not a curated record.